This is a messenger RNA of Hyaena hyaena (striped hyena), 943 nucleotides long. It is a transcript of the gene LENG1, whose product is annotated as leukocyte receptor cluster member 1. NCBI's taxonomy places the organism in Eukaryota, Metazoa, Chordata, Mammalia, Carnivora, Hyaenidae. The record is from RefSeq and is a predicted model, not a curated record. Bases 67 to 924 code for a protein of 285 amino acids. The transcript is spliced from 4 exons.
AGCACUCUCUCGCCAAUAGGAAGUGCUCGGAGGCGGGCCUGGCAGUCGGUGACCGGCUACGACGCCAUGAAUAUCUUGCCCAAGAAGAGCUGGCACGUCCGGAACAAGGACAAUGUCGCCCGCGUGCGGCGUGACGAGGCUCAGGCCCGGGAGGAGGAGAAAGAGCGUGAGCGGAGGGUGCUGCUCGCUCAGCAGGAGGCCCGCACAGAAUUCCUACGGAAGAAAGCCAGGCGUCAGAACUCGCUACCUGAGCUGGAAGCAGCAGAGGCAGCAGCCCUGACUCCUGGCCCUGUGGACCUGUUCCGGGAGCUGCUGGAAGAAGGGAAAGGGGUGACCAGAGGCAACAAAGAGUACGAGGAAGAAAAGCGACAGGAGAAAGAGAGGCAGGAGAAAGCUCUGGGUAUCCUGACAUACCUCGGCCAGAGUGCAGCAGAAGCCCAGACCCAACCGCCUUGGUACCAGCUCCCCCCAGGACGAGGGGCACCUCCACCUGGCCCAGGUCCAGAUGAAAAGAUCAAGAAGCGCCUGGACCCCCUGCGGGAGAUGCAGAAGCAUUUGAAGAAGCGGCGGCACAGUGAGGACGGGGACAGUGUUGGUCACGGCAGAAAUAGAGAGGGAAAGGAGCGGCCGGAGAAGCAGCGGCCUGAAGCACGACCAUCCCUGGACCAGCUUCUAGCCGAACGUCUCCGGCGGGAAGCGAGCGAGCGGGCUCGUGCGGAGGCUCUCCUGGCCCGAGUGCGCGGCACGGCCCCCCCGGAGGACCAGCCUGCAGAGGAGAUGGACGAACGGCGGGGGCGGUACAACUCCCAGUUCAACCCCCAGUGGGCCCGGCGCCCUGCCAGCAAGACCCAAGUGCUCACGGACUCCUGGGGGGAUAGGAGAGGCCGCAGCUGCCAGCCGUCAUAUAAAACUAUUUAUUCAUAAAUAUUUUCCAAAAUGAAAA